AUACAUUCCCACUGCAAGUUAUUUUGUAUUCUUGCAAAUUUACGUUGUUGGCAACGCUACAAAUAUUCUCUGAUGUUUAUUUGAUGAUUUAAACAUGAUGUAAUUUUGUAUUGCUAGCGACAGAAAGUCAAAAUGAGUUCUGUAACAAGUUCAUGUAUAAUUUUAUUUUGUAUGGCUGGAUUAAACUUUGCUGCACAAAUUUCAAUUAGAGGACAAACAUCUUUGGCUGCAGGAGACACAUUGAUGUUAGUCUGCAAUGGAACCGACUUACAAACACCGCUGUCAAAUUUAGACUGGUUAAAAAAUGACAAGACACUUUCUCCUGACAAGAGAAUUUCUAUAGCUGUUUCUUCGAAAUUAUCCGACCGCACUAGAAACGUGUCCAGUAAUUUGAGCAUAUCUCACGUGACUGAACAGGAUGCUGGGAGAUAUACAUGCAAAAUUUCUAACGAAAUGAUGGAAUUUGUAAACGUUCAAGUAAGCGGAAUGGUGUUUACAGGAAGAGUGCCAUCAGGGUCCGAUGCAAUGUCUUUGUCAGCAACAGCGUCGUUACUUCUGGUUUUCACAGUGUUCUUUGGAUAAAUAGAUUGGAACUUAUAGGGUCGCCCAAAGUCAUAUGAGUCGCGUCAUGAUAUAGGGUUUGUAAGCGAACAGCAUGGAUCCUGAUCAGACUGCGCGGAUGCGCAGGCUGGUCUGGAUCCAUGCUGGUCGCAAACGCACUAUGUUGGUUUUGUCAUGACGCGCUCAUACUUAUUUCAUCGCAAGCCUUAUCUUUUGUCAUACAUUAAAACUAUUUAAAUCAAGGGGCAGGACGUGAAGUGGUUGCACACUUGGUUCAAGCGAGCGAAAUAGUUGCAAACUU
This is a messenger RNA of Ruditapes philippinarum (Manila clam), 862 nucleotides long. RefSeq names its product leucine-rich repeats and immunoglobulin-like domains protein 1. The record is from RefSeq and is a predicted model, not a curated record. Bases 133 to 582 code for a protein of 149 amino acids. The transcript is spliced from 3 exons. Lineage: Eukaryota; Metazoa; Mollusca; Bivalvia; Venerida; Veneridae.